Selaginella moellendorffii is the source of this 1833-nucleotide messenger RNA. Its product is annotated as cytochrome c biogenesis protein CCS1, chloroplastic. Lineage: Eukaryota; Viridiplantae; Streptophyta; Lycopodiopsida; Selaginellales; Selaginellaceae. The transcript is spliced from 9 exons. Bases 19 to 1596 code for a protein of 525 amino acids. The record is from RefSeq and is a predicted model, not a curated record.
UCUCGCAAGGAGGGAAAUAUGGAGGCCGCAUUGGUGAUCGGCUCGAGCGUGCAUUGUUCUUGCGUGAUUCACAGCCUCAGCAGCUCUGCCCAGAUCGUCCAGAGGAGAGUCGUCGCUAAUCGGCUUCGCAUCGUCAGGUUUGCUCUCAAUGGGGGAGCUCGCGGCAACAAGAGCACGAAUUCCCGGCCCUCAAUCUCAUCGGCACCUCCUCUCACGUCGGAAAUCUCCCAGAAUUCGAAGAAAAUGGCCGUGGAAUCAUCGUCUUUGUGGCAGAAACUACUCAAGAAGGUCUUAGUUUCACUCUCGUCUUUCAAACUGGCGAUUGCCGAGCUCGUCCUCAUCGCAGCACUCUCGUCCAUAGGUACUGUGAUCGAUCAAGGCGGAGUUCCGGAUUUCUACUUCAAGGCUUAUCCAGAGGAUCAUCCUUUCUUGGGGAUUUUUUCUUGGAAGGUUAUACUUGCGCUCAACUUUGAUCAUAUCUACACGGCUCCAUAUUUUCUGGGCUUGCUCGCAUUGCUGGCCGCUUCGCUCGUUGCGUGUACGUCGACGAGACAAGUCCCACUGGUGAAAGUUGCUCGAAGGUGGUCAUUUAUGAAGAACCCCGCGGGCAUUUUGAAAAUGGAUGCGGCAGAGACUCUUCCUGACGCGAGUCUCGGGGAACUUGGUGUCUUGCUAUCCGGAAAUGGCUAUGAGGUUUUCUCCGAAGGCUCGUGUUUGUACGCUUUCAAGGGCCUUGCAGGAAGGCUUGCUCCGAUUGGUGUCCAUGCCGCGUUGCUACUUAUAAUGGGAGGUGGCCUCGUUAGUGCUUUAGGAGGUUAUCAUGGAAGCGUGACAAUUCCAGAGGGUCUCGACUUGAGGCUGGGCGAUGGUUUAAAUCCGAAUGGCAUCUUGGCCACACCAUCUCCGACCAUGGACCUUAACAUACACGUCAAUAAGUUUUACAUCGAGCAGUAUCCCAAUGGUCAGGUGAAACAAUUCUUUUCCGAUUUAUCUAUCACAGACGCAAAGGAGGGCGAGCUUCUGAGGAAAACAAUCAGUGUAAACAAUCCGUUAAGAAUCGCCGGUGCCACCAUUUACCAGACUGAUUGGGGAAUAUCGACAGUAUUAGUGAGAAUCGACGAUUCCGAGCCUUUCAACCUUGCGAUGGCUCCGCUGCGAAAAGGUGACAACAAGCUUUUUGGAACGUUAAUUCCCGAAGGUGUUUUGAACUCCAAAGGAAUAUCUAUUCUAGCACGGGAUUUAGAAUCUGUGGUGGUGUAUGACAAGAAAGGAGAGUUUGUGGGUGUGAGGCGAGUUGGAUCGCAGAAGCCGAUUGAAGUGGACGGUGUAAACCUUGUUGUGGACGAUAUGAUUGGCAGCACAGGCCUUGAAGUGAAGAUGGAUCCAGCCGUGCCCGUUGUCUAUGCCGGUUUUGGUGCACUCAUGUUUACAACGUGCAUAAGUUAUCUCUCUCAUUCUCAGAUUUGGGCCCUCCAAAAGGGAAGCUCAAUUAUAGUCGGAGGCAAGAGCAACAGAGCAAAGCUUUCGUUCGAGCAAGAGCUAACGGGGAUUCUUGAUUCGGUCCCCGAACACGUACCAAACAGUGCUGCCAAAUAGAAAAUGACAAGACGGGCGAGGUCAACGAGCUAGAAAGAAAAUCCUGGCUAGAGGAGAAGGAGAACGCUCAAAAGGAUGAGAGGUAUUCAUGUGCUGUAUGUGGUGGUAGUCGCCUUGCUCUCGCCACACUACGCUUGGUCACCAGCAGUUUGCCAUAGCCAGCUAUGGAAGGCCAAGAACAAGCUCCGGCUACCGAAUUCUGGAUGCUCCAAAUGGCUAUCAGCUCAAUGCGCUACU